Messenger RNA from Tigriopus californicus, 4360 nucleotides. RefSeq names its product kinase suppressor of Ras 2-like. Gene Ontology annotation, biological process: protein phosphorylation. The coding region runs from base 1054 to 4074 and encodes 1006 amino acids. The transcript has 8 exons. The record is from RefSeq and is a predicted model, not a curated record. Gene Ontology annotation, molecular function: ATP binding; protein kinase activity. NCBI's taxonomy places the organism in Eukaryota, Metazoa, Arthropoda, Copepoda, Harpacticoida, Harpacticidae.
AAUACCCUUCCCAUUCCGUAACGUAAUCAAUAACUGGGGCACUUAUGACGAAAAUUGCCAACAGUUAUGCAUGUAUACCCGGGGUUAAUCUAGUAUCUUGAAAAUUAUUCGGUCCCGAGGAAGUUGCGAUAAGGCCUCUCCGUCCACUAGCCGUUCUCUAUCUUCGGGGAGUUCCUCUUUAGAUAAACUUUACCGCACUAUUCUUCCAUGGGUUUCCAACUACGUGUUCGAGAACCGCGCAUUCCAGCAGCCGCCUAGUCCCUCUCCUAUUCCCCCGCCCAGCUCCACAAAUCCACCUGCCUGAAGCCCACCUUGACAUAUUUUGGCCUAGUUCGCAUCUCAAUCUGACCUAAAGUGCUCAUGCUUUUAGGCAUAGCUGUGAGACCAGCUCAAAAUCCUGAAAGUCCUGGGUUCGUGUCCCCGUCCCGCCGUCUUGUCUUCGUUCCGUCGUUCCGUUGUGUGUGUCUUCCUCCAUGCCCACCCACUCUGUGAGCGCUCCCAUCGGAGGCCAGACCAAUGGUGGGGCCAAGGUGAUGAUCCAGCCAUGUGCCAGCCCCAUGGCCUGUCCCGCUCGCCCAGCUCCGCGCUUUUAGUCCGCCCCGUGCGCCAUUUGGGCCGAGAAAAGGCUGUGCCUGGUGGGAACGGCCUCCGAGGUCACUACGACGGGUGCGCUUACCUCGCCUGCCUGGUCUCAUCCGACUCGGGAGAGAAAGGUCGGCGGCGUGACGGUGACCGGAGAGUACUCCCUUGGCGGCGAGUGGCCUUUUUUUACGGAUUGGGUGGACUUGAAGGCCAGAAGGCGGACCUGGUUUCGUCCUCCUUGUCCUCGUCCUCCUCUGCUACCCGUUCUCCUCGUUCGUCUUGGUUGGAGUCAGCAGUCUUUUUGGCCCCUGAAAGUUUGCCGUCUGUGAAGAUUGCCAUCACUUGUAAUCCCGAAGCUUGGACAAAUUCCCGAAUCUUCGUCCUUGAGGAUGGUCCCUAUGAUGCUACGGGCCCGAUCCGGUUGUACCAACCUUGGGAUCAGUACAUAAUUGGCCCCCGAUUUCAUUCAGGAUGAAUCAUCUCGGGAGUGGAUCGAGCCGUGGUUCCAUGGUCAACCACGUGGGCUUGUCUGAAUCCCUUCAAUAUUGUGAGAACGUCCAACACAUGAUCGAGAUCAAUGCCGAUCACUUGGAGCGCCUCCGAGCGUCGCCCGCUUCCGUCGGACAUCUUUACUCCGCGGGUUCAGAAAUCACCAAGCAAGAAAUCCGUACCCUCGAGGGCAAGCUCGUGAAGCUUUUCAGCCAACAAUUGGCCGUUCGAGCCUCCCUGUCCUCCCAGGAUCAAGAGGCGUGUCCCACGCUCAAGAAGUUUCCGUUCUUGUCCAAAUGGUUGAGCGUCGUAGGCAUUACCAAAGACUCGCAGAGCGCCAUUUCGAGUCGUUGGAACUCGUUGGAGCAACUCAAGGAGCAGACCGAAUCCGAGUUGAACCGUCAACUUUUGGCCUCGGCCUCCAAAUUAUCCGUGACCCAGAGAAACGAGGACUUGCGUCGUCUUUCGCGAGCUUUACAAAACCUGCGCAAAUACACGGAUCACCUAACCCUCCAUGGGCUGGCCCGUGCGGGUGGACUUGUGGGCGGUGAUGUAGUCAAACUCGAUCUCCAUUGGGACUCUUGGACUAGUGCCUCUUCGUCCUCGCCCAGACUGUCGUCCGAGUGCUCGUCGCCCAAAAGUGAUGUGUUCGUGCCCAAUAAUAACACGGCUUCGGUUGUGAAUACCGGACAUGUGGUGAAUUAUCCGCCUCGAGGCGAUUCGGCUUCGUCCUCAAUGAGCUCGAGUAAUUCCUCACUGCCUCCGCCUUCACCUGGCCUGACCUUGUCACCUCCCGUCAUGCCAUGGCCGGAGCGGAAAGCCACGCCCCCGACCACGCCGCCGUGGUCGGCUGUCGCCUUGUUCAACAAUAAAGCUCAAAACCAAAAGUUCCCUACCACACCCCCUCCCAAUAAAAAACAUUCCAUUACGUCGAGCUCUUCGCGGUCGGAUUAUCCCUUGACCAAGUCCAAGUCUCACGAGUGCGAAUUAGGCAAUCGGAUCAUUAAUACCAACAAUAGCUCGUCGGCUAAUAGUGGAAGCGAGGUCACGAUGUCCAUGCAUCAUAAACCUUCAGUCUUGCCCACCACACCCCGUCCAGCUACCAUCGACGAGAACGGAGAGAACCGUUUGCAUUCAACGAUACCUUCAUCAUCCUCGGCGUUUACCUCGGCGUCGAUAUCGUCUUCGACUUCGUCCACCUCUUCGAGAAGAAAGCACCUGACCACGGAAUCGGCAUUCUAUAUUGAAGACCCAGUGGACACGGGUCCCUCUCCCGUGGCUUCUCCACAUCCCUUCGAUCCGAGUUUCGAUCACUCCAACGCGUUGCUCUCCAUACCGAGAUCACCGAGGACCCCCCGAAGCAUGGGUCAUGCCAUCAAGCAUAUCUUCAAGAAAACCCUGAAACCGGGAAAAUGUGCCCUGUGCUCGGAAUAUAUGUUCAAUGGCUUAAAAUGCAAAGAGUGCAAGUUCAAAUGCCACCGUGAUUGCGAACCUCGAGUGCCUCCGUCGUGCAGUCUUCCGGACGAUUUGGCAGACUUCUAUUUCCGAAGCAUCACGAAAGAUGGCUCGCCUAUUCUUCCCCCUCGGAUCCACAACCCCUCCUCCUCAACCAUUCACUCGGACCACCCCAUGCGAAUGGGAGCGGGCUCUCAAGCCAUCAUACAUCCUUAUCCAGAAUCCUCUUCGAAUACCUCCAGUUGCAAUUCUUCCACGCCCAGUUCGCCAGCCGUUGUCGUGACCUCGCAACCGUCCGGCUCGCACUCGGCCACGAUCUAUCAGAGUCGAUGCGGAAAUAAAUUUACCUUCCCGGAUCCGCCUCACGGACUCAGACCGCAAGAUCCUCUCUCCUAUCAUUUAGGUCAGCCGCCGCCGAAAGUGACCAGCCCCAAUUCGAUCAUUGACUCGGUCAAAUCUUGUGAUAGUGACAAAACGUUGUCGGUGUCAUCUCUCACAGGUACUUCAGGUUCCUCAGGAUCGGCGGGCACUGCCUAUCGACUUGAUUCGCAAGAUUCGACCGCCUCCGUUGAUGAUGGGUCGAGCACGUGGAAUGCGGGGAGGCAAACCUCGAUUUCAAUCCGAGAGUGGGACAUACCUUACGAAGAACUGGUCAUUUUGGAGCGAAUUGGAACCGGGCGAUUCAGCACAGUCCAUCAAGGCAGCUGGCAUGGAGAUGUGGCGAUUAAAAUCCUGGACAUGGAGAAUAUGGAGGAUGAAGCGACUUUAGAAGCUUUUCGAUUGGACGUGUCUACAUUUCGGAAAACGCGCCAUGAAAACUUGAUCCUUUUCAUGGGAGCGUGCAUGAAUCCUCCCAAACUAGCUAUAGUCACAAGCUUGUGCAAGGGUAAUACCCUGUACACCCACUUGCAUCUGCGCAAGGACAAAUUCCCUCUCAACAAAGUGAUAAUAGUGGCCCAACAAAUCGCUCAAGGAAUGGGCUACCUCCACCAUCGAGGGAUUGUGCACAAGGACUUAAAAACGAAAAACAUCUUUCUUGAAAAGGGUCAUGCCAUCAUAUCCGACUUCGGUUUGGUCAAUGUGGCUCGGCGACUCUGCGCGCGGCACACGGCCGGCAAUCGAUCUACUCCGAGGGAGAGCAUGAGCAUUCCUCAAGGAUGGCUGUGUUAUUUGGCGCCCGAGAUCAUGCGUGCCCUUCGUGUUCACCCGACCGAGGGUGAGGACCUACCCUUCACUAAAGCAAGCGACGUGUUCGGCUUUGGUACUGUGUGGUAUGAGAUGCUCACCGGGGAGUGGCCCUGGAAGAAUCAACCGCCAGAAACGAUCAUUUGGCAAGUGGGCAAAGGCAUGAAGCCGUCCUUGGCCAACUUGCAGUACUCGCGAGAUGUGAAAGAUAUCCUUCUGAUGUGUUGGACCUAUCGUCCGGACGACCGACCCGAUUUCACACAGUUGUCUAACACGUUAGAGAAGAUCCCGAAGAAGCGAGCAUUGGCUCGAAGUCCCUCCCAUCCUGUGCAAUUAUCCCGCUCUGCCGAAUCCAUGUUUUAGAGAAAUGCUUCAAAGACGUAAGCGAUUACUCCUCUUGACCCUUCCUCUCGCUCUCUCAUCUUCUAAUGUUUGCCACAUGUCAACCUCUCCGUGAUGAUUAUCAGAAAAAAACAAAAUCAAACCCAUACAUUCGCAUUUGACAUAAAAGUUUUGAAAAUGGGACAUCUUUGAGUGAUGAUUUCUUGCAGUUCAUCCACCCCCCUCCAAACCCAACAAUCUAGUCCACAACUCUUAUGAAUAUUACGAUCCUAUUUUUACCAAUGAUUAAAACACAUUUCCCUGCCAA